Molecule: messenger RNA, 855 nt
Organism: Lampris incognitus (smalleye Pacific opah)
Lineage: Eukaryota; Metazoa; Chordata; Actinopteri; Lampriformes; Lampridae
Product: ribosyldihydronicotinamide dehydrogenase [quinone]-like
Exons: 6
Coding region: 1-855 (284 amino acids)
Cellular component (GO): cytosol
Molecular function (GO): NAD(P)H dehydrogenase (quinone) activity
Source: RefSeq, a predicted model, not a curated record
AUGGCUGGUGUAAUUUGGGGUCUGAUCUUGCUUUUCUCAGCAGGAAAGAAGGUCCUCAUCGUUUAUGGCCACCAGAGUUCAGGCUCGUUCAACGCCGCCGCUAAAAGCGCUGCUGUGGAGGUCCUGACUACUCAAGGGUGCACCGUGGAGGUAUCCGACCUGUAUGCCAUGAACUUCAAAGCCACCUGCACUGCUGAGGACAUCACCGGAGAAGUCAAGGAUGCGGAGCACUUCAAAUAUGCGGAGGAGACCAAGCUCGCAUGGGAGGAGCAAAAGCUGUCCGCUGACAUCAAGGAGGAACACCGUAAACUGACGGAAGCAGACCUCGUCAUUUUUCAGUUCCCCAUGUACUGGUUCUCCUUCCCUUCCAUCAUGAAGGGCUGGAUUGACCGGGUGCUCACACUGGGUUUUGCCUACUCUUCAGAGAAGAGAUACAGCCAGGGUGUCUUCAAGGAUAAGAAGGCCAUUCUGUCUUUCACCACUGGAUCCCACGAAUCCAUGUUCAGUGCCAAUGGGAUCAACGGAGACAUGAAUGUCACUCUGUGGCCAAUUCAGAAUGGCAUCUUGUACUACUGUGGCUUCCAAGUCUUGGCUCCCCAGAUCUUCUGGGCUCCGUCCUACGUCACCGCCGAGGCCCGUGGCGCCAUGCUGGAGGCCUGGCGCACACGUCUGCAGGGUCUCCUUGAAGAGAAGGCCGUUUCCUUCGCUCCCUCUGACUACUUUGAUGGGGAGAAGGGCUUCCAGCUGAAACCAGAGGUCCAGGAGGAACAUGCCGACAAGGAGUUUGGCCUGACGGUGGGAACCCACCUGGGAAAAGCGCUCCCACCCAACAACCAGAUGAAAGCGGGUGUGUGA